Molecule: messenger RNA, 984 nt
Organism: Mycena citricolor
Lineage: Eukaryota; Fungi; Basidiomycota; Agaricomycetes; Agaricales; Mycenaceae
Source: the annotation of a GenBank genome assembly
UGCGGUAGCAGGCGAUCUAACGUUUGAGGUUAGGGUCCAAACGCCAUCUCUCGUUCACCACCAUGUCUGUCGACAUUCUCAUCCUCGGCGCAGGUUGGACCUCGACAUUCCUAGUUCCGCUUUGCCAGCAGUCAAAUAUCUCAUUUGCGUGCACAACGCGAUCCGGAUCGUCUCCCAAUACCCUCAAAUUUGAGUUCCAGCCAACUUCAGACGACCCCGAACCCUAUGCGCUUCUACCCGACGCGACAACGGUGCUGAUAACGUUCCCCAUCCUUGUGUCGGGUGCUGCUGAACGUCUGGUUCGGCUGUAUAAAUCAACCCGGCGCAAUACGACCGUGCAACCCGCGUUCAUCCUGUUCGGAACGACAGGAAUCUGGGAUAAAUCACCGCCUGGUCUGAAGGAGGGUCAAUGCGCGUUCUAUGAUCGCAACUCGCCCUUCACUCUCACGGGGCGCUCCACUUCGGAGAUCGAGUUAUUGGCUCUGGCGGAUCCGACCACGGUGAUCAACCUGGCCGGUCUGUGGGGAGAUAAAAGGAUCCCAAGGAAUUGGCGUGCACGGGUUGGACCCACCAAGGAAGCCCUCAAAGCCAAAGGCGGUCUGCACCUCAUUCACGGGCACGAUAUCGCACGUGCUGUACUGUCUAUUCACGCGGACUUUGAAAAGGCCGCAGGCCAGCGAUGGAUACUCACUGACGGUCGUGUGUAUGACUGGUGGGAGUUGGCAUCGGCCUGGGAUGCCGAGUCGGGCCGGUGGGUCCGGGAGCUCAUGCGGGAGGAAGGCAUACACGUUCUGCCUCGAGACUCCGCAAAGCUGGGGAGAGUGCUUGAUUCGCGGGACUUUUGGGAAGUGUUUGGAAUCACCCCAGAAAGGGCGAGAAUCGAAGACAUGGAAUGAAAAGAGAAAUCGCCCGAUGUAAUAUGACCCAUUGUACUCGUCUCCUGUACGCAGUGUAGUAAUACAUCAAAUUUUCUAACACAGGAAA